AGCCGCAUUAAAAAUCGAUUCGAAACUCGAAAACGAGAUACAAAUAUAAAAAUGUCGCCGAGCUUUCGUCGCUACAAAUUUAAAAGGAAUAUAUUGCCGGCAUCAAUUUCAAUCUAAACACUAAUAAAUUGGCAUCUCUCAGCGAAGUAAGAGCCACUGUGCUAGACAGUUUAUUAAUAGCGAGCAUAUUUUGUAAAUCUCUGGCUGUGAUCAACCCUCGGCUGAAUUCAGUGUGUGCGGUGUCGCGGUGCGCGCCACCCGAAAAAAACAUAGUGUCAAAGUUAUCUGUCACGUUUUGGCGCGCAAUUCGAGUUCGUGAUUUCUGUUUUUUGUGGUUUAGAUAUAGUGUGUGCUAGAUUUUGUGAUGAAAAUGUGAAAAUUGAUAUGAUGAUAGUUAAUUGUUAUUAUCAUACUAGAUAACUUCAUAAUAAUUAAUCAUCGAUAUUGCUCAAAUACAAAGACAGUAAUAAGUUUUAAGAAUACAUAAUAACUUAAAUAUUAAGUUAACAUAAAUGACUGAAACAUUACAAAUAGUUCCUAAAAUAAUCUUCCUAAACCGAAAACCCCAGCCAAAGACUAGAAAUUAUACUUCUUAAAAGUUCCUAAACCAUAAAAAUGAGUUACAACUCAAUUUACGAUAGCUACAACAACAAUAACUACAAAGAAUUCGACUUUCACAAAGAAGAAAAAGAUUUGAGCGACCAGUGUUGCCAGGUGAAAAAUGAGAAUAAAAACGGGGAAAUUUUAGAAGAUAAAGAGGAAAGUCAUGUUCAGCAUGUAUUGGGACCAAGUAGAAGAUGUUUGGCUUGGGCCUGUAAAGCUUGCAAGCGAAAAACGGCGGCAGUUGACCGGCGGAAAGCGGCAACACUGCGGGAGCGACGGCGGUUAAGAAAAGUCAACGCUGCCUUUGAAGAGUUGAGGAUCAGAGCGCGCGCCGGCAGCGGGCGACUGCCCAAGUUGGAGAUACUGAGAGCAGCCAUACAGCAUAUAGAACGACUUCAGGCCGCGUUGAGAGCGGCUGCCGUGUUGGAGUCUGAAAGCUGCAAGAGCUACAUGGAGUCAGCUGUGACCUCACAACGUCCCUACGACACAAGAGAGACAAAGACAGAGAAAGAAAUACCUUUUUUAAACAACGACACAUCUUCCUGUGGAGUGAACAGUUUAGCCCGAUUGCGAUGUAUUGUGCAAGCGUUAGCUAGCAAUGGGAAAGAUACGCCAUGACACUAUUAUUAUCUUAUUCAGGAACAUAAUAACAC
Trichoplusia ni (cabbage looper) is the source of this 1256-nucleotide messenger RNA. It is a transcript of the gene nau, whose product is annotated as transcription factor SUM-1. Gene Ontology annotation, molecular function: RNA polymerase II cis-regulatory region sequence-specific DNA binding; protein dimerization activity; DNA-binding transcription factor activity, RNA polymerase II-specific. Gene Ontology annotation, biological process: regulation of transcription by RNA polymerase II; positive regulation of myoblast differentiation; muscle organ development. Bases 616 to 1221 code for a protein of 201 amino acids. The record is from RefSeq and is a predicted model, not a curated record. The transcript has 4 exons. NCBI's taxonomy places the organism in Eukaryota, Metazoa, Arthropoda, Insecta, Lepidoptera, Noctuidae.